This is a messenger RNA of Dendrobium catenatum, 1052 nucleotides long. Its product is annotated as peptidyl-prolyl cis-trans isomerase FKBP13, chloroplastic-like. Gene Ontology annotation, molecular function: peptidyl-prolyl cis-trans isomerase activity. Gene Ontology annotation, cellular component: chloroplast. Lineage: Eukaryota; Viridiplantae; Streptophyta; Magnoliopsida; Asparagales; Orchidaceae. The record is from RefSeq and is a predicted model, not a curated record.
AGUGAUAAGAUUGGGCUUGGCUUCUGCCACUCAAAUGAGUGACCCAUCUUUAUGCACAAACUGCACAUCGCCGGAGAAAUGAGCUCAACUACCGCUUCGUCAGCUGCCGCCGCGGCUAGUGCGGCUCUUUUCCGGCUCAAGCCUAGACGAGAAGAUCUCCAUAAUAACCUUCAUUUCCGUGUCAUCAAUCCUAACACUACUUCAAACCCCGGAGCUAAACCUCGGCCACAGAAAACCAUCAUUACCGUCUCAUCUCAGAUCCUCCGGCGGAGAGAGACAGCCUUCUCCAUUGCCGGCCUGUGCCUGGCCUCCGUUUUCGAUCCCUCCUCUCUUAUCCUUCCUUCUUCGGCCAUUGCGGCCGAAAGACCGGCGGAGCCGGACUGCCUCCUCACGGUUGCUCCCUCUGGCCUCGCCUUCUGCGACCGGGUAGUUGGAUCUGGCGUUGGACCAUCCAAGGGCCUUCUCAUUAAAGCGCACUAUGUGGGGAGAUUGGAGAAUGGAAAGGUGUUCGAUAGUAGCUAUGAUAGAGGGAAGCCGAUCACGUUUCGAGUUGGUGUUGGUGAGGUGAUUAAAGGAUGGGAUCAGGGUAUUUUAGGUGGUGAAGGAAUCCCUCCAAUGCUUGCGGGUGGCAAGCGCACAUUGAAGCUUCCUCCAGAACUUGGAUACGGGAUCAGAGGUGCAGGUUGCAAAGGAGGUACUUGCAUUAUUCCCCCGGAUUCAACUCUCUUGUUCGAUGUUGAAUUCAUAGGCAAAGCAUAACUUCCUGCAUCUUCUUGAAGAAUAAGAACUUUACAUAAAAGAAAACCAGAGAGAAAGGGAAAAUUAUUUUUCAUUUGCAAGUUACCAAAUGAGAGCACUUGGCAUAGAUCAAUGUGAUAAAGGUGGAGAAAACAAAACGGAAAUGGCAAAGAGAAAAUACUUCUGGUGAGCCAUUCUAUAAUUAAGUGAAAAUUUGCUGAUGGAUUGUUCUAAACUAACCGUAAUUUAUAGGCUACUGAACCAACCUUUGCUUUCAUCUGAUAACGAUCAUAAUAUGGUAGUUUCAUUCUAUU